ACAUGCUCUUCCGCUUAUAUCUUCCGAUGAACGUCGGAGGAGCCAAACCUUACCGUCGCGUAAUCUCGUCACUGUCUUCCAUUUUUCAGUCGAAUAUACAAAGAAGCAAACUUGAAGCUCAGGUAUGCCGAGAAUGCAAGACUGGUCAACUAAAGCUUGAAGAUGCUCUGUUCUACUUCGAUAGACUUCUAAAGACAGAACCUAUACCUUUGAUCCAUACUUUUAAUCACGUGUUCGGUUCAAUCAUGAAGCUCCAAGGAUCUAAGGAAGUGGUUUCGCUGUAUAAAAGGAUGAGACAAGAGGAGGGUGUUGAGCCUGAUUUGUGUACUUUGAAUAUUCUGAUUAAUGUGUUUCGCCAUUUGAAGCGAUAUGAUUGUGGUUUUUGUGUUCUGAGUGAUAUUUUAAAGAGAGGGUUUGAGCCUGAUUUGGUUACAGCUGAUGGUUUGGUGCUUGGUUUGUGUUCUCAAGGGAGAGUGAUUGAUGCACUUAAAGUGUUUGAUAAAAUGUCUCACAGAGGUGUUAAGAGUGAUGUUUCUCUCUAUGCAAAUCUUAUUCAAAAGCUCUGUGAGAUCGGCGAGACGGGUAUGGCUCUUGAUUUGCAUACGAGGAUGAUUGCUUCGGGUUGUAAGAGUGACCGCGUUAUUUACACUUUGAUGAUCAGCUCCUUCAUUAGAAACAGGUCACUCGACGAAGCUAUGGCAGUAUUUAGGGAGAUGGCUGAGAAUGGUGUUUCUCCUGAUAUUAAUGUUUUUCGGGUGAUGAUUUAUGGAUUGAGUAGCGCAAGGCGGUUUAACGAGGCGCUCAGAUACUUUGAUGAGAUGAUUGCUCAAGGGAUCUCUCCUGAUCUGGGGAUUUAUAACUCUUUCAUUUAUGGAUUAUGCAAAGCGGGAUUGUGGGAAGAUGUUACAGAGAUGAUCAAGGAAAUGGUGAGCAAAGGGGUAUCACCGGAUGUUUACACUUAUACCAUUUUGAUAGAUCGUUUUUGCAAAGUCAAUAAGCUGAAUGAAGCGAUUGAUAUGUAUGACUCGAUGGUGAGUCGAGGUCCAGCGCCCAACGUAGAAACAUAUAACUCUUUGCUGGAUGGUCUAUUAAAAGGGUGUAGGCUUACAGACGCAACUGAAUUGUUCAAAUUGAUGAGGCAUGGAGACAUUAAGCUUGAUGUUGUUACUUACAACAUAAUGAUCAGUGGCUAUUGCAAGAACGGAAAAAUUGAGGAAGCUGUCCAGCUUAUAAGAGAAAUGAAUUGUGAAGGGUUGAAACCAGAUAAUUAUACUUACUCAGCAUUAAUCCUCAUUGUUAACCAAGCUGGAGACUCCGAAGUUGCCAAGGAAGUCAUCGAUGCAAUAUGCAAGUCUGAUUGCCCUCCAAGCGUACGUCAGUACCGUGCUUUAAUUACUGGUCUGAUUAAAAAAGAAAAUUUAGAAGAAGCAAGAAGACUAUUUGAUAGAUUCUUGAACAAAGGCUUGGUACCAGAUGCUGCAUCAUACAACACUAUGGUCAAUGGCUAUUUCAAGUACGGCAAACUGAAGGAAGGCAUGGAGCUCAUGAGACGAAUGGAACGUGAGGGGAUGAGACUGUACGAUUCUACAUGCACGACGCUAAUACAUGGUUUAAGCGAGGCCGGAAAUUGUGAUGUUGCACAAGAGAUCUUUGAUGCAAUUGGUCCUACUCCAUCCAUAAUCCAAUUCAAUGCUCUCAUUGAUGGUAUGAUGAAAAAUGGAAAAUCAGGUGAUGCAAAGAGACUUUUUGAUGAGAUCUCGGAUAAGGGUUUGGUGCCUGAUGCUAUUACGUAUAAUAUAAUGAUUGGUGGCUAUUGCAAGAAUGGGAAACUACAGGAAGCCAAUGAGAUUUUAAGACAAAUGAAAUGUGAGGGGCUGAAACCAGACAAUUAUACCUACACUUCACUAAUACACGCUUCCUGUCUAGCUGGGGACUUAGAUGUCGCGCAAGGAAUCUUCAAUGCAAUAUGCAAGUCUGGUCAAUCUCCCGACAUAUUUCACUUCAAUGCUCUCAUCAGUGGUCUGAUAAAAAAUGGGAAACUGGAGGACGCAAGGAGGCUCUUUGGUGAAAUCCCCAACAUGGGAUUGGUUGUAGAUAUCGUAACAUACAAUAUAAUUAUCGAUGCCCUUUGCAAACAUAAGAUGCUAUCAGAAGCAAGAGCAUUGUUCUUUGAAUUAGAACCAAAAGGUUGUUCACCUGAUUCUGUUACGUUCAACAUUAUUAUAUCCGGCUUACUUGAAGAGAACAUGGUUAAAGAUGCGGUUCUGCUUCUUGAGGGAAUGCUCAAUAGGAAAUUUACCCCAAAUUAUGGGGUUAAAUGCAGGGUGCGUCAAGUUCUUGCUCGUGCUGAUGGAUUUAAAACACUUCAGCCACUUCUAGACACUUAUGGAAAGAACAUUUUCGAGUGAAAUCAAUGUAAUCAUAUAUGGCACUGACCUGAGGAUUUAUUGCAAUCAUCUGACCUCCAAUGUAAUUGUAGAACAUUUUCGAGUGAAAUCAAUGUAAUCGUAGAUGGUAUUGACCUGAA
Capsella rubella is the source of this 2527-nucleotide messenger RNA. Its product is annotated as pentatricopeptide repeat-containing protein At1g63330. The record is from RefSeq and is a predicted model, not a curated record. NCBI's taxonomy places the organism in Eukaryota, Viridiplantae, Streptophyta, Magnoliopsida, Brassicales, Brassicaceae. The coding region runs from base 3 to 2408 and encodes 801 amino acids. The transcript has a single exon. Gene Ontology annotation, molecular function: protein binding.